AUGGAGCCUCUCAGCACUACGGCUAGUGUCAUUGCCGUUCUCCAGUUGACUUCCAAGAUAGUCCAGUACCUCAACUCAGCCUCAGGUGCGACCAAAGAACGAAAGGCGCUUCGUGAGGAGCUGAGAGCAUGCGAGCGCGUCCUGGAACAGCUCAAAGAUAGGUGCGACGAAGAAGGCGGUGACACUGAAUGGAACAACAGCAUUAAGGUGCUUGAAGGCCCGGAUGGCCCGCUGGGGCGCCUUUGGGUUAUGUUACGAAAUGUCGAAGACAGGCUUCAGAGGAGAGGUGGCCCAGCGGAGAGGUUGAUUGCGGCAGUGAAGUGGCCAUUUAUCCAGCAGGAGGUCAAGGAAAUAUUCGGAGCGAUGGACCGGGAAAAAUCGCUUCUGACGCUGGCUCUCAACGGUAUCUCAGGGAAGCUGGUUCAAGAAAUAAGGCGCACUGUCACUCAAAACCGCGAGGGUCUCAAGGUCCUAGUCAAUACACUGAACGCUCACUCGAACCAGUCCCAUAUUCGACUAGCGGAAUUACAAGAGGGAGUAGAUCGGAUUCAAGCGUCGCAGUCAAGUGUACAAGAGGAUUUGAUUCGUUUCCAGCAGUCUCAAGAGGAAAAGGAGCUCAAUAAAGAGCGGGAUGUUAUUCUGGAAUGGCUACCAACACUCGCACAUUCUACCCAACAUCGGGAUAUCAUAGAUCAGAGACAGCCGGGGACAGGAAAAUGGAUUUUCGAAUCUCCGAAAUUUAAGACGUGGUCGGAGGUUCAAGGGCAGACUCUGUUCUGUCCUGGCAUCCCCGGCGCAGGGAAAACAGUUCUAGCUGCCUCCGUGAUUGAGCAUCUUAUAUCACGGGCUUCGGAUGUUACUGAGAUAGGUGUCGCAUACUUAUAUUUCAGCUACCAGAGGCAGGACGAACACAGGUUAAACAACAUCUUUGGGUGUUUUUUGAACCAGCUGAGCGCUAGUCGACCUACGCUUCCAGAAUCCCUCCUGCGUCUUUAUAAGGAGCAUAUCAAACAAAAAGCACAGCCGCCCCUCGCAGAAAUUUUGAAUUCUCUGCAUGCUGUUACAGCUGAAUAUUCCCGCGUGUUUGUCGUGAUCGACGCAGUUGACGAGUACCAAAUAUCGAGCGGACAGCAACGCCAGUUCAUUGAGAAAAUAAUCGAGUACCAGAUGAAGUGCAAUAUCAACCUUUUCAUAACCUCGCGGUUCAUACCGGAGAUUGCGCGCUUUUUUGAAGGGAGCACGUCGUUAGAAAUUCGGGCGACUGAAAGCGACAUACAAGCGUACCUUGAGAAUCAAAUGUGGCAGCUCCCAGCAUUCGUUCAGAAAGAUCCAGAAUUACAGAAGGAUAUCAUCACUGAAGUCUCUAGGGCUGUCAAAGGAAUGUUUCUGCUCGCACAUCUGCAUCUUCAGUCUCUGAGAGGCAAGAAGUCUCCCAAGGCUGUCCGCAACGCCCUUGAGAAGCUCCCAACUGGCAGUGGUGCCUAUGAUAUUGCGUACGGUGAGGCCAUGGAGCGAAUAAACUGCCAGAAUGACGACCAAAGGGAACUCGCCAAGGAGGUUCUCCAAUGGGUAACUCUUGCGACUAGGCCCUUGACCACUUCCGAAAUCCAGCAUGCAAUUGCAAUCGAAGUAGAAGAAGCACAUUUCGACACUGAUAACAUAACAGAGAUCCAUGACAUGCUCUCUGUGUGCGCAGGGUUGAUCACAGUAGACGAAGGGAGUGACAUCAUAAGAUUAGUCCAUUACACGGCCCAGGAGUACUUCGAUAGGACGUCCGAGAAAUGGUUCCAUAACGCCCAAGAGAGAAUUGUCCAGACUUGUAUCACAUGCCUUUGUUACGAAAACGUCGAAUGCCCUGCAUCCGAAAGCAUGUACCUUGGUAGCGGGGUCAAGGACCGAGGUCGCGCGUUCUACAUCUACGCAGCCAGAUGCUGGGGGCUCCAUGCUCGGCAUCUGAAAACACCACAUCAAUCUGUGCUGCACUUUCUAAGACAGAGGGCAAAAGUUAAGGCAGCUUUCAUGGCCCUUUUCUUGCCCGCCUCAUCACUGAUGGAAACGAAUCAAAAGAUACUCCUGCAGAUUCAACAGCCCGUAACUGGUCUUCAUUUAGCGGUUCACUUCAAGUUGACAUCUACUGUCAAAAUGUUGUUGGAAGAAGGUGGCCCAAACUUGGACACGGAUUCACCAUUCGCGCUUGAUCCUGAUGCCCGAGAUUGGUAUUCACAGACGCCGUUGACAUGGGCUGCCCAAUCUGGACAAGAAGAAAUCGUCAAGAUAUUGUUCUCACAGCCCAGUGUCAAUCCGAAUUCCAAAGAUAGGAUUAAUCAGACGCCAUUACUAGUCGCCGCAAAGGGUGGAUUUCUAGGGAUUGUCAAGCUUCUACUGUCGACGAAAGGUAUUGAGCCUGACGUGAAAGAUGUUGACGACCAAACGCCAUUGGCAUGGGCAGCAGCAGGUGGAGAAGAUGAAAUUGUCAAGCUUUUGGUUUCCACACCGGGAGUAGAUGUCGAAUCGAGAGAUUGGUCGAAUGGAACUCCUCUGACGCUGGCUGCCUUUGCUAACCAUGUUAAGACUAUGGAGAUACUGCUUUCCCUACCAAACGUCGAUCCCAACUCAAGGGACAAUAACGAGCGAACACCGUUAGCUUGGGCUGCAAACAACGGAAUGAGAGCCGCCGUGGAACUGCUUCUGGCAACACCAAACGUCGAACUCUCCCCAAAGGAUAAGGCAGAUCAAACGCCGAUGCUAUUAGCGGCGAAGAAUGGUCAUCGAGAGAUUGUCGAGGUGUUGAUGGUCGCAAUACAAGGUCAAAACUCCAUCGAAACUGAUUUUAGAAUCUAA
Molecule: messenger RNA, 2841 nt
Organism: Clonostachys rhizophaga
Lineage: Eukaryota; Fungi; Ascomycota; Sordariomycetes; Hypocreales; Bionectriaceae
Source: the annotation of a GenBank genome assembly